UAGUGAAGAAGAAGAGCAAUAAGUAAACAAUUGUGUAGAUUUUCUAUUUUCUGUCUAAUUACCGCCCUUACAAUGCAAAUAAAACCAAAAACCAGCUCAGAAACCCAGCGGAUGCAGGAGCAGGAUGCAAAUCAGACGCAAAUCACGCGGAUUGAGGAGUUCAUCAACGAAGUGCUGAAGGAGGAUCUCCGGCAGCUGGAAAAGUGCAUCGGCAAGUUCAACGAGGAGAUCAUAGAGUACGUCCAGCUGAAGAACACCCUCCAGACCUUCGACACCCAUUUACCCGAGGGCUACAAGACGCAGGUGAACAUCGGCAGCAACAUAUUCAUGCAGGCACGCGUCCGCAAAAUGGACAGCAUUCUGGUCAAUGUGGGCAAGGAUGUCUACCUGGAGAUGUCCAUUCCGGAGGCGGAACGCUUCAGCGACACCCGCGUCAAGAUCCUCACCAAGCAAUCAGACGUCCUGCGAGAGGAGAGCGUCAAGAAAAGGGCCCAAAUCAAAAUGGCUCUGAUAGCAAUAAGCGAAAGAGCCAAACUCAUUCAGGAUGUUUAGAAGAUAUGGGAUAUUCUGAUUCUACAGAAUUAGAAUUAAGGUACUCUUCAAGAGACCAAUGUUUUUGGAAUUUUCUAACGUACAUACAAUAAACCCAUAACAGCUUUAAGCUCUCUUAAGGAC
Messenger RNA from Drosophila suzukii, 675 nucleotides. It is a transcript of the gene Uxt, whose product is annotated as Uxt prefoldin-like subunit. Gene Ontology annotation, molecular function: transcription corepressor activity. NCBI's taxonomy places the organism in Eukaryota, Metazoa, Arthropoda, Insecta, Diptera, Drosophilidae. The record is from RefSeq and is a predicted model, not a curated record.